GCUGUGUUGUUCCCGUCGCAGCCCUGUUCUAUGCUUAAGGAAGCUGGGUGGAGAGGAGCUGGUCCCGGAGACUGGGCAAGAAAGCAGUUCAUCUUACAAAGUCAGAGGUACCAUAAAAUGAGUAGUCAGAGGUUUUAUGUACCCACUCCACAGCCCAUGAACACAUUAAAGGUGGAGUACUUUCAGCUGCACAGGUUUUCCAGCAUUUCAUCAAUGAUAAAAUCUAUAUGACGAGACACAAAUAAACAUGCUAUCACACUUGUCACAAAGCUGCUGGCAGAUCUGAAACUCCUUAUGGCUAUGUAUGAUGAAGACAUCUUGAACAAUCCCUUUUAUUUAGCUAUCCAGAAACAGAGGCCUGAUUUAGUUGAUAAAGUUGCAGUGGCACACGGAAUUGUCCUGGUUCCAUGCAAGGGGAGUGUUUCCAAUAUAUUGAAUUCUGCAUGUCCUUUCGAAUCAUAUAUUUUAAAGCCAACAGAAGGUGGUUUUGAAACAGAAAAUGGAAAGGAGAUCUUCAUUCAAGGAAACCUGGUUAAACUGGGUUCGGGUUUUGCCUACCACCUCACCAUUCCAAUUCUUUUUGAGGAGACUUUCUACAAUGAAAAAGAGGAAAGCUAUAACAUUUUGUGUAUUGCGCGUUCAUUAGAAAAAGAGGAAAAUUCAGAAGAAGAACACCUAACACCCUCAAAAUUUUGCACUCUGAAAAAUAUAGAAGAUGUUAAAGAAUUUUUGGGAAAGCACGCCGAGAAGUUUGAUAAAAGUAUUGCAUCUUUUCGAAACGCAUUUAAGGUUGAAAGGAAAAGCCUUCGCCAUUACAUUGACUCUGUGAAUGCCCUGUAUACAAAAUGCCUUCAGCAUUUACUGCGAGACUCACACUUGAGAGCAAUAGCAAAGCAAGAAAUUCAGAUGAGCUUAAUGAAACAGGCAGUAGAGAUGUACGUACAUCAUGGUAUUUAUGACCUAAUCUUUAAACAAGUUGGAACAAUUGAAGCAAGUGAGGAUGCAGCAUUUAACAAGAUUACAAGAAGUCUUCAGGAUAUCCAGCAAAAGGAUAUUGGUGUAAAGACAGAGUUCAGCAUUAACAUACCCAGCGCAAAGCGUGUAUUAUGCCAUUUGAAUAGAUGCACGUCCCCCCAGCAGAAGCUGUUAUGCUUGCGGAAUGUGGUACAGACUAUUAUGCAUUCUUCUAGUCAGAGAGUGAACAUGGAGACAAUGUGUGCAGAUGACCUUCUGUCUGUGUUGCUUUAUUUGCUGGUAAAAACAGAGAUACCCAACUGGAUGGCAAAUUUAAGUUACAUAAAGAAUUUUCGUUUUUGCAACUCAACAAAGGAUGAGCUGGGAUACUGCCUGACCUCUGUGGAAGCAGCAAUUGAAUUUAUCCGUCAAGGAAAUUUAACAGAAACAGCAGCAGCAGAAACUGAAGAAAAAGAUAAGCCAUUUUUAUGGCAAAGAAUGAACUUAAUGUGCAGAGCCUCUUCUACUCCUAUUGAUUGCUUAUUCAAGCACAUUGCUGCGGGAAAUCAAAAAGACGUUGAGAAAUUACUGAGCCAAGGUGACAGUGAUGAAGAAAUUGUGCAAAAAAUGUGCCACCCGCUCUGCUCAUGUGACAACUGUGAAAAGCUGGUUUCUGGGAAACUAAAUGAUACUUCAGUAGUUACCCCAUUCUCAAGAGAUGACCGAGGUUAUACUCCCCUUCAUAUUGCAGCACUUUGCGGUCAGGCUCAGUGUAUCGACUUGCUGAUCUCUAAAGGAGCUGUAGUUAAUGCCACAGACUAUCUUGGUUCAACACCACUUCAUCUCUCCUGCCAGAAAGGCCACCAGAAGAUUGCACUUCUGCUGUUGCAUUAUAAGGCAAGCAGUGAUAUACAAGACAAUAAUGGCAACACACCACUACAUUUAGCUUGUACAUAUGGGCAUGAAGAUUGUGUGAAAGCUUUAGUCUAUUACAAUUUAAACUCAUGUAAAAUUGAUAUGGUUAAUGAGAAGGGAGAUACAGCCCUCCACAUAGCUGCUCGAUGGGGCUACCAAGGAAUUAUUGAGGUCCUGCUAGAGAAUGGAGCUAAUACUGACAUACAGAACAAGAGGAAGGAUACGCCUAUGCAGUGUGCUUUAAAUGAAAAGAUUCUCACGCUCAUGGAAACAGUCUAUGUAACAACCGACCGGAGACAGAGUAUCUCUGAGUCAUUAAGCAGAUCCCUUCAGUCUGAAGAAGCAAUCAGUGAAUCCUCACAGUCCAGUUUGUCUUCUGCAUCACCUGACACCAGACAGGAAGAUGUGAAAAGCAAAUACAAAGAGGUUGAAAAACUUCUUAGAGCUGUUUCUGAUGGUGAUCUGGAAAUGGUCCGUUACCUCUUGGAGUGGGUGGACGAUGACUUUGAAGAAGAAGCAGAUGAUUCCCCAGUUCUGAAGAGAGAAUUUUGCCAUCCAUUAUGCCAGUGUACCAAAUGCGGUCCUGCUCAGAAGAGGCUGAGCAAGAUUCCGCAAAGUGGCCUGAAUGUUAAUGUAGCAAGCAGUGACGGCUUCACCCCUCUACACAUCUCUGCACUGCAAGGUCAUUUUGUAUUAGUGUGUCUCCUCUUAAAGCAUGGUGCCAGCGUUGAUGUAAAGAAUGGUAAUCGUGCUUUACCUUUGCACUUAGCCUGCCAUAAAGGUCACCUGGAGGUGGUGAAGGCGUUAAUGGAGUAUAGUACAGGGAAGAAUAAAAAAGAUAUGAAUGGAAAUACACCCUUAUUAUACGCAUGCAUCGGUGGCCACCUGGAAAUUGCAUUAUUGUUAUUAGAGCAUGGCGCAUCUGUUAAUAUUCGCAAUGUUAAAGGGAACACUGCUCUUCAUGAGGCCGUGAGGAGGAAUCAUGAUGGUUUAGUGCAGCAGCUGCUGUUAUAUGGUGCACUAGUGGAUGUAAGGAACAAACGCCAGUACACACCACUGGACUACGCUAAAGAGAAUUCCAGGAUUAAACAGAUUUUGCUGACAAGUGAUGAAACCGCUGGAAAUGGAUUUGCUACAGAUGAAAACACCUGCAGCGUUAGGAAAAAAUCAAGCAACUCAAGUCCUAGAGGGGAAGAGGGAGGACUUACAGCAAGGCAGCAUGAGGCGGCUAAGUCAACUGGCUUGAAAAAAACAAUACGAAGGGACAAAAGUAUGCCUAAUUUUGAUGAUGACCUACUAAAUAAGCAGAUAGAGGGCGGCAACUUGAAACAAGCCAGCAAUGAUAAAAUGAGCAGAAGCAGCGUUGAAGUCCAAGAAGCCCUGGAAGAUGAUGAGCGACUGUCUCCAGGAAAAACAAAACUUUUUGUGAGAAGACAUAGCCUAAAUGUUCCUUGUUUAGUAGACACACACGAGGACUCAAGUGAGGCCACAGAUACCUUAAAUGGGACAAGUUCCCCCUUGUCUGAAACUUGUGAUCUGGAUUCAGAACAUGAAGUUUGUCUGAGCAACCAGGAGUUGUCCGAAAUGAACUGGCAAAAGGAACCCUUUCCUGAAAGGACCGACAUUAAAGGACUUCUAAAAACUGAUGAUUUUGACUGUUCUGGAAAAAACGACUGUUCUUGUGUGGCUUGUACUUUAGCAUUAGAAUCUUCUAGGUCCGUGGCUGGUUUUUCUAAUCCGUCCUGCAGCGUGGGCUCCAAAGAGGAUGAUUUUGAUACAGUCCCUCUCUAACAUCAUCUGCCUUUAGUGCAAAGAAUUUAAACCAUAGGGCUAAGGUAAAAUAAUGACCUUGCUGCUGUGAUUUCUUUCCCUCUUUUAGUUCAGGGAAUGGAGUGCAGCAAACUAACUGUGCCUAACCUAUGAACCUCCAACUGUUGUUGGGCUACAACUCCCAGCAGCCCUGACAGCAGAACUAGGACUUGAUUAAGAGCUAUUUUUUGCCACGUUAGAUGUUUACUAGUAAAGGCAUAUAGUCCCAAACAAUAUUUGCUGAUGUAGCGUUUGUGAUCACUUAUAUGUAAUUUGUCACUGUAUGUUGUAUGUGGAUUUCUCAGAUCAGCUGAUUUUGGAUCUCAAUCACUGUUUUUUUUUAACUCUGAUUUUGCACAGUUACUACAGAAAGAAACCACAAGCAUGAUUUAGAUUUAACAAUGUUUUUGUGGACUGGCACUUUUGUCAACGUCAGAAAUAAAAAGCACAAGAGUCCACUUUAUGAAGUACAGCUUUUGAAUAUUUUGAUUUACUUGACAUGGAUCAGUGUUCAUUACUAAAGGAAGAUAGAGAUUGGAGCUUAGUGCAGCUUAUAUCUGAGCUCUUGAAUUAAAACGCAGAUCACAUAUCCAGAAACAUAGGAGUAUACAGCUUAUAUUUUUCUAAGCAAUUUAUCAUUUCUGUGGAUUUUCUAAUGUGCCUUUCACUUGUGCCAAAUACUAAAAUGUAAUAAACUACAUUAUGAAAUA
Molecule: messenger RNA, 4388 nt
Organism: Xenopus laevis (African clawed frog)
Lineage: Eukaryota; Metazoa; Chordata; Amphibia; Anura; Pipidae
Gene: ankrd27.L
Product: ankyrin repeat domain 27 L homeolog
Exons: 30
Coding region: 295-3660 (1121 amino acids)
Biological process (GO): early endosome to late endosome transport; neuron projection morphogenesis
Cellular component (GO): neuron projection; plasma membrane; tubular endosome
Molecular function (GO): GTPase activator activity; guanyl-nucleotide exchange factor activity; SNARE binding
Source: RefSeq, a predicted model, not a curated record